UUGUACAAACAUGAUAGGUAAUUGGGUAUAUAGGGUGGGUAGAAUUAUAUUUUUGGGGACUGAUAAUCUAAUUUGUACCAUCUUAAAAUAUUGUACGUAGUAGCUUAAUCCGGGCAGUGAUAAUCUAAUUUCGCAAUCAAUUUCAAGUCGAAUAGAUAGAUACGGAGUACUCUAUAGUCUAUUCCAUUCGUCUACAAUUUCCUCACUGUCCAGAUUUCACACGAUUUCCCCAAAAGUCCAACGAAGCUUCCAUCGCUCCUACGAAGCCCUGGAAUCAUAAAGCAUGGAAGCGACGGCUUCUCUUCGUUCUUCGGGUGCCAUCUGCUGCGGAUCAGGCAAGGCUGGUUUCUUUUCAGCCCAUACGGCGCCAGAAUUUGUUAGAUUUGGAUUCAGACCCCCUUUGUCUUCACCUUGCAUGAAGUUGUACCCCUUUGAUUUUCAUCUGAAGUCUGGAAACCAGAGAGUGGCAUAUAAGAGUGGAAGAUACAAUUCAAUUAGAGCAUCAUUACCACCUUCCAGAUCUGGAGAUUCAACUGUUCCUAUUGCUCCACUUCAAUUUGAAUCUCCAGUUGGACAGUUUCUCUCUCAGGUUAUCAUAAAUCAUCCACAUCUUGUCCCUGCUGCAGUGGAUCAGCAACUUCAACAGCUUAUGAUUGCUCAGGAUGCACACAAGGAUGAACCAUCAGUGUCGGGAACUGAACUAGUUUUGUACAGGAGAAUUGCAGAGGUCAAGGCAAAGGAGAGGAGGAAAGCACUUGAAGAGAUACUGUAUGCAAUGGUGGUGCAGAAAUUCAUGGAUGGUGGUGUACCAUUGAUUCCGGCCAUAAAUUUGCAAUCAUCACCAGAUUCUUCCCCUGCUCGGGUUGUUGAUGCGUGGUCUAUAAAAAAUCAGCAGCUUUUACACCUUCAUUCGCCCGAUGCUUAUGAGAUGAUUCAGAACCAUCUAGCUCUCAUCCUUGGGGACAAAUUGGGUGAUAAUAAUGCCUCUGCAAUUCAAAUAAAUAAAUUUAGAGUCGGUCAGGUUUACGCCGCAUCUGUUAUGUAUGGCUACUUCCUGAAAAGGGUUGUCCAGAGAUUUCAGUUGGAAAAGACUGUGAAGAUCCUUCCCCAGAGAGGUGUAGGCAGAAGAGAGGCUAGUGGCAAUCUGCAAGCUCCAGAGGAAGAAGUGCUCAGAUCUGGUAAUGAUGAAAACAAUGAUGAUAAUGAUGUUUCAUUUAGCUCAACAGAAUCAUCAUCUCAUCCUGAAGUCAAUAAAGCAUUCUUUUCAUCUGGAUUUAAUGCCUCGAGGUUGAAAUCCUAUGUGAUGUCACUAGAUGCGGAGAUUCUCCAGGCAUACGCAAGCAUUAGGUCCAAAGAAGCCAUACAAAUAAUUGAGAAACACACUGAAGCACUGUUUGGUAGACCUGAGGUUGCUAUUACGCGUCAGGGAACCAUAGAUUUUUCUAAAGAAGAAAUGGUCAUGAUUAGGUUCAGUGGUCUGAAGAGGCUUAUUUUGGAGGCACUGACUUUUGGGUCUUUCCUUUGGGAUGUCGAGAGCUAUGUUGAUUUAAGGAUCUUCACUAAGUAAUGUGGGUGAUACAGACCGUUAAUUGUCGUGAAUAGUCAUUGAGAAGGGAUGCAGCAUAAGCUUGAGGAGUGAACUCAGAAUGAGUUGAAUAGAAAUCAGUCAUGAAAUAGUUGUUGAGGUAGUCAUUACUUCCCAUUCCGGAGUAGAAAAUGCAUUUGCUUAGAUGGUCAUGAAGUAGUGUGUAGUUAUUAUCUCCUCUGAAAAAUCUCUUCAUCCCCAGUACUGUUCUUGCGAAGUUCUCUACUUGUUGGUUCAUUGCUAUAUGAUAUCCCUAUACAAUCAAUUACAUAUAUACACAAAUAAGAAUGAGUUUCUUGCUUGUACGUACUAGAACUAGUUGAGAAGUUGAAAAGCCUCACUG
Messenger RNA from Cuscuta epithymum, 1928 nucleotides. NCBI's taxonomy places the organism in Eukaryota, Viridiplantae, Streptophyta, Magnoliopsida, Solanales, Convolvulaceae. The record is from the annotation of a GenBank genome assembly.